AUGAAUGUUUUAGAUAUUAAAUUAAAAAAAAUUGAUAAAAUAUAUAAACCAGGUAAUUUAGUAUCAGGUAAUGUUGUUAUAAAUAGUAAAGAUGAUAUGUCACAUUCAGGUGUGACAUUGAUAGUAGAAGGUAUAGUUCAAUUACAAUUAAGUUCAAAGAGUGUAGGUUUAUUUGAAGCAUUUUACAACUCUUUAAAACCAAUUACAUUAAUGCAUUAUACAAUCAAUGUUACCAAUGGUGGUGGUAAAUUCCUUGCUGGUGUAACUGAAUUACCAUUCGAAUUUAAAUUAGAACCUCUUCCAGGUCAACAACUUUAUGAUACAUAUCAUGGUGUUUUUGUUAAUAUUCAAUAUUCAAUUAGAUGUGAGGUUAAAAGAGGUAUUUUAUCAAAAGAUCUUUCAAAAAAUAUAGAAUUUAUAGUUGAAGUACCAGUAUCAAAUGUACAAAAAACACCAGAAGAAGUUCAUUUUAAAAUUACACCAGAUUCAUUAGUAAACUUUAAAAAAAUUUCAAAAUCAGAAGUACCAAACUUUAGAAUUUCAGGUAAAUUAUCAACAGCAGUUUGUAAUAUUAAUGAAGCAUUUCAAGGUGAUUUAGUAAUAGAACAAGCAGAUACAGUCAUUAAAUCGAUUGAAUUACAAUUGGUACGUGUUGAAACUUGUGGUUGUGCAGAUGGUUAUGCUAGAGAAUUAACAGAAAUUCAAAAUAUUCAAGUUGCAGAUGGUGAUCUUUGGAGAAAUUUCAAAAUUCCACUUUAUAUGAUUUUCCCACGUUUAUUCACAUGUGUUAGUACUGCUGGUAAAACUUUUAAAAUCGAAUUUGAAGUUAAUUUAGUUAUAAUGUUAGAAGAUGGUCAUUUAAUUACUGAAAAUUUCCCAAUUAAAUUAAUUAGAAAUUAA
Molecule: messenger RNA, 900 nt
Organism: Dictyostelium purpureum
Lineage: Eukaryota; Evosea; Eumycetozoa; Dictyosteliales; Dictyosteliaceae
Exons: 4
Coding region: 1-900 (299 amino acids)
Biological process (GO): intracellular protein transport
Cellular component (GO): endosome
Source: RefSeq, a predicted model, not a curated record